AUGCCCAAGUCAACCCUUGACGAGCAGCACAUCUUCAUGUAUCACAUCCUUAACGGAGUGAACGACAAGACCAUCGACUGGGACCCCGUCUGCAAGGCCACCAGUCUGAACAAGAAGGCUGCUAAACUGAGAUGGGUCCGUCUCAAGGCAAAGAUCGAAGGCGCUCUGAAGGGAAACGAGACUGAAAGCGCUGACGACAUCGCCGCGAAGUCUGGCAACGGCAACGGCAACGCCGAAGUCAAGCCUGAAGCCGAAAAAGCGCCUGGCAAGGCUAUGCCCAAAAUGGGUGUUUUCAAGCCCCGUCGUUCCAAGAACGUCAACACCGCUGAAUCUGAGAUCGCUCCCCCUGCUAAGAAGAGACGCACCUCUAAGCGCAAUAAAGACGAUCAGACCGACAGCGACGACGCCAACAAGGGUGCUUCUGAGGCUACUGCCGAGAAAUAG
This is a messenger RNA of Aspergillus fischeri NRRL 181, 444 nucleotides long. RefSeq lists its product as uncharacterized. Lineage: Eukaryota; Fungi; Ascomycota; Eurotiomycetes; Eurotiales; Aspergillaceae. The record is from RefSeq and is a predicted model, not a curated record. The transcript is spliced from 2 exons. Bases 1 to 444 code for a protein of 147 amino acids.